This is a messenger RNA of Sphenostylis stenocarpa, 1146 nucleotides long. The record is from the annotation of a GenBank genome assembly. Lineage: Eukaryota; Viridiplantae; Streptophyta; Magnoliopsida; Fabales; Fabaceae.
AUGGGAAAAGCCAGCAAAUGGAUCAAAACCUUCCUUCUAGGAAAAAAAGAUGAGAAAAUCAAGAAGAUUGAUGCAUUCUGCCCCGAGGAUAUUAAGAGUUCCAACACAGGAAGUCUGAUAGUGAGUCCCAAAGUGAAGCGCAGAUGGAGCUUCGGAAAACUAACAAGUGGAAGAAUAGCGAGCAAGAUAGUAGGGCAUAAAUUUUCCAGGUCUUUUGAUUCAGGUGACUCUGCAAAACUGCAAAUACAAGCCUUGUUGGAAACCAAGACUCCAAGGCGUCUACCAACACCACUGGCAAGGACCCAUAAAGAUAAAAACGAAGCUGCUACAAAGAUUCAGGCUGGCUUUCGCUCAUAUUUGGCAAGGAGAGCAUUGCAUGCUUUAAGGGGGUUAGUCAAGUUACAAGCACUAGUGAGAGGUUACCUUGUGAGGAAACAGACCACUGCUACCCUGCGUGGCAUGCAUGCGUUGAUGGCCAUACAAGUUAGAGCACGAAUUCACAGAAUUCAGAUGGUAGAGGAAGUAAAUCUCCUUGGAAAACAUCCUCCACAACAUAGAGUAGUUCCACACUUCAGAGAUGUCAUAACAGAAGAAAAUAAAGAUUCAAAGGAUAUGAGUGUUGAAGAAAUGUUGGAGGUUUUGAAAAGCAGAAGUGGUCCUCUGGAUGGUUCAUAUGUUAAGGCCAGAGAACGUGAUUCCAUGAGAUUCUAUUCGAAGCAUGUGCCGGUUGUUUCUAAACGAAAAAUUCAAUACAAGAAUACUCAAAUUGUAGAACCAAACAGCCCGGAAAACUACCGUGCCAUCUCUGAAUUUAACACAGCGACAAUGGCCUUUUCAACUUCUCUGCGUCACUCAGUGCCUCACCGCCAAUCACUGUCACCAAAUUACAUGAACAAGACUGAAUCUUCAAGGGCUAAAACAAGGUCGCAGAGUGAACCAAAACAACGACCCAAGCGGGUAAUGAGGCACAAAGGCAAGUCUGUGGAAUCUCCAUUGAAUGGUCCAAGACAAAAUCUGUUCUCAAACUCAUUACGCUUUGAUCAUGAAAGCCUGGACCAUUGGGUUAUCAAUCUUCACGGGUCAAUGAAGGACAGCAAGCGCGAUUCCAUUGGAAGCAGCUCGGUCACUACUGAUUCUUAUUAUUGA